Messenger RNA from Carya illinoinensis, 729 nucleotides. RefSeq lists its product as uncharacterized. Bases 1 to 729 code for a protein of 242 amino acids. The record is from RefSeq and is a predicted model, not a curated record. The transcript has a single exon. NCBI's taxonomy places the organism in Eukaryota, Viridiplantae, Streptophyta, Magnoliopsida, Fagales, Juglandaceae.
AUGAGUGUUUUCAAAUUGCCCAAGACCUUGUUGCACUCCAUCAAUAGUGUCAUCAAUAACUUUUGGUGGGGCCAGAAGGAGAGGGAACACAAAAUCCAUUGGAUUUCAUGGAAAAAUAUGGGAAAAGAAAAAUCUGAAGGGGGCAUGGGUUUUAGGGACCUCGAGUGUUUUAAUAUGGCAAUGUUAUCUAAACAAUGCUGGAGAAUUCUACAAGAGCCUGACUCAAUUGCAGCAAAAGUUUUGAAGGCCAAGUACUUUCAAAAUAGCUCAUUCAUGUCAGCCAAACUAGGGUCAAAACCAUCUUUUCUAUGGAGAAGCUUCAUGGCAGCAAGACAAGUGGUGAAAGCAGGAACUUGUUGGAGGAUUGGCAAUGGAAGAGAGGUUCAAAUCUGGCAGGAAAAGUGGCUUGGCCAUCCAGUGCCUAGGAAGGUCAUAAGUCCAGUAGCACAGCUUGAUAGCAAGGCAACGGUCUCUAAACUAAUUGAACAAUCCUCAGCUCAGUGGAAGGAAACACUUGUGAGGGAGGUUUUUGAGGAGAGGGAAGCAGAAUUGAUACUGCAAACCCCACUAAGCUCAAUGAAUGCUAGGGAUAGAGUAAGCUGGCAAGGGACAAAGGAUGGUAGGUUUUCAGUGAGGAGUGCUUAUCACAUGGAAAAGGCACGAGAGCAAGAAGAUAAUGGUCAAGCCUCUUGCAGCAACAACCUCAGAGAAGUGUGGAAGCAACUAUGA